This is a messenger RNA of Talaromyces amestolkiae, 1800 nucleotides long. RefSeq lists its product as uncharacterized. Gene Ontology annotation, biological process: SRP-dependent cotranslational protein targeting to membrane. Gene Ontology annotation, cellular component: signal recognition particle, endoplasmic reticulum targeting. Lineage: Eukaryota; Fungi; Ascomycota; Eurotiomycetes; Eurotiales; Trichocomaceae. Gene Ontology annotation, molecular function: signal recognition particle binding; 7S RNA binding; endoplasmic reticulum signal sequence receptor activity. The record is from RefSeq and is a predicted model, not a curated record. Bases 1 to 1800 code for a protein of 599 amino acids. The transcript is spliced from 3 exons.
AUGGACAUCACAGAUCUCUUCUUCACGCGCAGGGAAGAAUCCCUCCUUUCUGGGGACUACAACAUAUAUCGCGCACAAACGUCACGUCGUUUGCACACUAUUCGGAAGAAGCUUGGACGCACAACCCCCAAAGGUCGAAAGUUCAAUUCUGAAGUUCCUGUAACUACUGAAGAUGUUUCUUCUAAUCCGCAAGCUGCCCAUCUACUUAUCCUAAGCGCCGAGCGAGCAUGGGCACAGGCAAUGCAUAUGAAAGCUGUCCACUCGGCCGAUCCGUCAGCAAAAGGCGUUAUGGGACCUACGCGACGACACAUAGUCAGCAGAUUGGACAAAGCGUCUCGGUAUGCCGAAAGACUCGUUUCUGUUCUGCAAGACCAGUCUCUCUCGGGCGCAUCAGAUAUCGACCUUCUAGAGGCCCGUGCCUACCUCGCUCUGUUGUCAGGCGGAUUACACAUGGAGAAGCAGAAAUGGGAUCAAUGCCUUCGGCAAUUCAGUCUAGCCCGAAUCAUAUAUUCUGCUCUAAGCCAGAAAGAGAGGAAGGAGGCAUAUCGUGAAAUCAUAUCGGUCACAAUUGAUCCUUCCCUCCGCUACGCCGCGUACCAACUCAAGAUAUCCCGCAACAAGCCUCUACCCUCGCUCGCAAUUGAAAGUUUUCCAGGAGACGACGACGUUCGUGCCGAGCUCGAGAAAGUUGACCCUAAUUGUUUGGUUGUGGACGCUGCGGGAACUACAAGACUGGCGGAUGGUGAAAUUGAGAAACUGCCUGAGACUAUUACCUGGAGGUCCCGCUCGGUGCCCAUCGAAGACGCAUCUAUAGCACAAGCGCUUGCAGCUGCUACCGCUGCUGAGUCUAAGCUUUCUUCAUUUUUACAGGAGCGGCCUUCGGCAUCGCCCAGGGAAAAAGCUGCGGCUUACGACAAUGUCAUUCUAGCCAGUCAAGAAAUUGUUGAUGCCACUAAAACGGCCAUUGACGACCUCACCAACGAAGGAGUGGACAGGGGCGAUCGGAGAAUGCAGGCAUUGCAGGUCACCAGGACUGCGGUCAACUAUUCCCUCGUUAGCUGGAGAGUGGGUAGAAACCGUGUUUUAAGCGGCGAACAUGAUGGGUUGUUGCUGGAUAGUGAGCAGACGAAGGCUGAUGAACGUCGAAAGACGCCUCGUCAGGAGAGCGGCGGCAAGAUUCUGUCACAACUCCGUGAGAAGGUGACACUAUAUGAUUCUGUAUUGCAAAGCUUGGACUUUGUACAAGAAUUGCCCGGUGUUGCAGGCGACACUGACUUUGUGGAGGAGCUCGAACUCAAACGCAACUACUUCCGGGCAUUGCGGUGUUUCGCUAUCGGCCGCUCUCAUUCAUUCCAAGAAAACACUAAAAAUGCUCUUGCUUUAUUCUCCCGCAGUAGUGAACUUGCCGCCGCUAUCCAAAAAAGCGGCAAAGGUGUUACGGCAAGCGCGGGUCCACCCAAGCUAGAUGUCUCAGCUGAGGAGAUUGCAUUUCUUGCUACGAUAUCCCAGGGAUUCGAAGCAAAAUACCGAGGCUUGGUCAGUCUUGAUAGACUAUCCGAAUCAAAGCAGGACCUUGCGCGCUUCCAGUUGCCAUUAAUUGAAAGAAUGGACGAAUACGCGGUAGAGAGCCUCGACCUCAAUAAACUUGUUCCUUUCCCGCCCCAGAUGCGUGCAGUUCCCGUCAAGCCACUGUUUCUGGACGUUGCAUGGAACUACAUUCAAUAUCCUCGCGAGCGAACAGAACAAGAAGAAGCGCCAAGCACAGAGGGGCGCCGUGGCUGGUUCGGCUUUAGACGUUAG